GUGCCGACCCGCGAGCAUCGUGUCGCAACCAACCCUUUCUUUUACGAAUCCCUCGUCUUUCCUUCGUUCUCGAUCUCGUUCGAACGCUUAUUCCCUCUACGCUGCUCCGCUCCCCUCCUUUACUCUCUUUUUCUCUUUUCAUACUCUUCCUUUCUUUUUUUUUUUAUUCUUUCUUUCUCUCUUUUUACUUUCACCCUGAAAGGACCAACAGCCUUUUUUUUUCUUUUUAAAACCGGUCACGUGUCAUUAUCCUCCCUUCUUUUAGGUGCCACCUCAUUCGGAGUGGAAGUGCCGGCUCGAGUGCUAUUAACGAUUCCACUUUGAAUUAGUCAUAUUACGGAGAAGAAUCGUCGAUAAAAAUUCUCCGAUUCGUGGAUCGUGAUAACGAUAGAAGAUAUCAAAUCAUUUAAAUGUAACCGUGGAAACAAGUAUGACGGGUGAAGGAACACGAGGAAACUCCUGAGUACGCCGGAAACACGCGUAUUCGAUCGAAGGAGGACUUAUGUAAUCUGUAGAGCGUGACGACUUUGGGGUGGAAAGUUAAGUGAAAUGUGAGUCGAGGAUGGAGUUAAGGAUCAGUAUACUGCUCUUGGCGUUACUUCGUCUAUCGAGCACAUUGGAAAGUACGCAAGACGAAGGAGACGGGGAGGAAGAAGACGAUGAAAAUUAUGCAGUGGAUGAUUAUGGUGAUGAUUACGACGACUAUGAGACCGCUACGAUAUCAAGCGACACCGAUUUUAUUGCCGGAGGCCCGCUACCGAUCUUCUUGGUGGAACCUGUUCGUUCUUUCGUCGUCAAAGGGAAACCGGCAACUCUUCAUUGCCGUGCUGCUCACGCUCUUGAAGUGUACUUUCGUUGCAACGGCGAACGGGCUGAGCACUCGCAGCAGCAGGAUUUUGUAGACCCUCGUACCGGAACGAGGGUCGUCGAGGUUGAGUUGAACGUGACGAGGAACGAGGUCGAGGAGUACUUUGGAUCGAAGAAGUUCAAGUGCGAGUGCGUCGCUUGGUCGGGAUCAGGUCAGAUUAAAGGGCAGUCCGCCACGGUUGAGGUCGCCUACCUCAAGAAACAUUUCCUCUCACCGCCAUAUUCGCUGUCCGUCGAAGCCGGUCGUAAUGCGGAAUUACGAUGUACGCCACCCUUGGGAAUACCACCACCCAAGGUCUAUUGGCUGAGAAACGGACUACCUUUCGAGACAAUCUCCGGUUUACCUUCUACCUCCGACAUGAGUCCCAACGAAGUGUCACCUGCUAGUUUCGUGCAGACAACUGAAGGAUAUCUACGCCUAGGAGAAGCUGAACUCAGACAUCAAGGGAAUUAUUCUUGCGUGGCGGAAAAUCUAGCAGCACGUAGAGUCAGUGAGCCUGCAGUACUCACGAUUUACGUGAACGGAGGGUGGUCCUCCUGGUCUGGUUGGUCGGAAUGUAGUACGAGAUGUGGUAGAGGUGUACAAAAGAGAACUCGAACUUGCACGAAUCCAACAGCCAUCAACGGUGGACAAACCUGUUCUGGACCAGCCACACAAAGAUUCGAAUGCAAUCCCUCUUGUCCUGCGGUCGAUGGCAGAUGGUCAAGCUGGUCCUCGUGGUCUGCAUGCGGUCCCGAUUGUUCGAGAGUAAGGAGGAGAUCCUGCAACGACCCCCUACCGAGCGAUAGUGGUCGGCCCUGUCAAGGCAAGGACGUCAUCGUCGAAUCCUGUACUACGGACCGAUGUAACGCGCUUGGACACGACGGGCCGAGAGUCUUCAAGGAAGCAACAAGGGCGGUCGAUCACAGGAACAUUUUUGCCUUAUGGAUCACGCUCAGUCUCGCGGCAAUAAUCUUAGCUUUAACCACGAUCUUCAUGGUUCGUUUGAUGCGCCGUAAAGAGAGAAUAGAAGCUCUUUAUAGCGUAGCAAGAUUGGACUUUCGUCGACCGGUUGAUCUCGCUAAAUCCGUUGUCUCGAAGACUGAUCGAACCGCUUUGACGGUGGACAAACGUCUCGAACACGUCAUCGACGAAUCAAACGCUUCUAGAUUGCCAAGAUCCUGUUCGGAACAUCAUUACGAUAUGCCACAAUUGUCGCUUCCAUCAACGACAAGAGCAUCACCCAGUUCAUCAGUCACCAGGUCCUCUUGCAGAAAUUCUCAGAGAGGAAGAGGUUCAACGUGCCAGGUCAAUUCGGAGAGUACAAACGAGGAUGAAAAAGAGCAGGAAGAUGACGAAAGACCAGACGAAGAAGAAAGAUCUUCGAUCAACGACGAGCAUUCAACCGGUUUUGUGGUUAGAGCUAACGUGGACGAACAGGGUGCGCUUUUGGUGGUUCCAGAAGUUAGUGUCUCCAUGUCAAUUCCCGAAGGUGCCGUACCACGUGGUCGACGUCACAGUUUGCAUCUCGCCAUCUUAGGAGAAGAUUCAUUGAGGCCAAAAUUACCACCAGGAUUAACUUUGCUCUCAGCUGUGAUCGCGUGUGGUCCCUCCAACGUUGAUCUACUGAAACCAGUGAUUUUACAGUUUGAACACUGUGCCGAACUUAGAACUGGAAAUUGGGAGUUGAGUCUUUGGUCGACUGACAUCGACCUUGAAACUCGUUCAACUAACUCAUCUAACGCUUCGACGAAUACCAGCCUUUCACCUUCCAGUACAGUUUGGCGUAAGAUUUUAACCCUCGGUGGUGAACCAACUAAUUUACCUGGACAACCAUUUGCUCAACUUGAUCACGCAGGAGUAUUUCUCGUAACGGAAACACCUUGCGCUUAUGCUGUAGCUGGUGAAAAUUCGAUGGUCGCUCCUGGGUUAGCUGUUAAACGUCUUUGCGUGGCUGUUUUCGUUUCACGUGAACGAGAUCGCGUUAGAUGUCAUAUAUUGGAGGACACCAAAGCAACUCUCAAACUUAUAGCCGAACGAGAACAUCGUCUUGGUGGUGCGCACAUCGAUCACAGUACUCUUGAAUUUCGUGCGUCAGGUACUUCGCUUCGGGUCGAUCUCGAGGAUAGAGAAAGCGGUUUUGCCGAGCGUCAAGAAGUGCCAUACCGUCGAGUAUGGUCAUCCUUGAGAUCGAGCAUUUACCUUUCCUUUAGAAUUGAAAAGAUCGUUGGCGAUAUCAGACUUAGUUUCGAAUUUCGAGCGUGUCAACGUGGAUUUGAAGAUCAGGGUUUGCUGUUAAGAAUCGAUCUUGAUCUCGCUAAAAGAGGUAACGUUCUCGCCAAAAAGAAUAAUGGAAAGGUCGAAUCAUCUAUCAUUAUGCGGGGAAAAAAUUCUACGAGAUCUACGGAAUCUGUUGUUUCUAGACCAUUCAGGUUUUCAAAGACUUUGAGAAAGCAACUUUGUCAAUGCUUAGAUCCUCCUAGCGCUCGAGGAAACGAUUGGAGAAUGUUAGCUCAAAGAUUACAAGUUGAUCGGUACGUCGACUACUUUGCAACUAAAGCGAGUCCGACCGAACAUAUUCUGGAUUUAUGGGAAGCUAGACAUCGCGAAGCCACAGCUCUAGCAGAUCUUUUGAACCAUUUAAGACUGAUGGGUCGCGUCGAUGCGGCCAGUGUUCUUGAAAGUCGACUUGGGCCUUGGAUUUAAAUAAAAAAUAAACACUAAAGACAAUUAUCGAAAGUCACUGCCACUUAAAAAAAAAUAAACGUCAUUUAAUGAUUAUGUUAUCUUGUACAUAUGACGAAUAAAAUAAUUAUUAUAAGGUGUCGAUGUAGAUUCAAAGGUUGUAUAGACGGUGAUCGUAUUUGUACAUAAAGUUGGU
Molecule: messenger RNA, 3728 nt
Organism: Polistes dominula (European paper wasp)
Lineage: Eukaryota; Metazoa; Arthropoda; Insecta; Hymenoptera; Vespidae
Product: netrin receptor UNC5C
Biological process (GO): netrin-activated signaling pathway; motor neuron axon guidance
Cellular component (GO): membrane
Molecular function (GO): protein binding; netrin receptor activity
Source: RefSeq, a predicted model, not a curated record